Thamnophis elegans (Western terrestrial garter snake) is the source of this 2989-nucleotide messenger RNA. RefSeq names its product LRR binding FLII interacting protein 2 (gene LRRFIP2). The transcript is spliced from 20 exons. The record is from RefSeq and is a predicted model, not a curated record. Gene Ontology annotation, biological process: regulation of DNA-templated transcription. The coding region runs from base 396 to 2048 and encodes 550 amino acids. Lineage: Eukaryota; Metazoa; Chordata; Lepidosauria; Squamata; Natricidae.
AGGCGCGCAUGCGCGUCGCUGAAGGCUUUUUCGCUGCAGCUGCCGAAUCUCGUUGGUGACAUUAGGGGAACUCACUGGCACUCGCUCGUGGAAAGCGUGAGGUCGAUUUGGGGCUGUUACAUUUUGGGAAAAAAGAUAGGAUCCUGCGAGGGACAAACUCGUGAAGCCCGCUUCCUUUUCCCUUUCGAGAAUCAGCUGAGUCCAAGAAUAGCUCCCUCAUCUUGCUGCACCGAGGACCCUUCGUGGCUUCGCCUAACCGGCUUGCUCUGAGUCCCUAGUCUUUUCGUUCGGACGAAGCUGAUCUUGGGCAAGAAAACUCAGAGCCGCUGGAGCUGGAUUUAGGUUCUUGGAUUUAAAGCAAUACUGUGAGAAACUAUCUAAGUUUGUAUAUAAGCAUGGGAACCCCUGGCUCAGGAAGGAAAAGAACUCCGAUGAAGGACAGAUUUUCUGCAGAAGAUGAAGCCCUAGGUCAUAUUGCUAGAGAGGCAGAAGCACGCCUUGCAGCCAAACGUGCAGCCCGAGCGGAAGCAAGGGAUAUACGCAUGAGGGAAUUGGAACGCCAACAAAAAGAGGAAAAUUCUGAGAAGGCUAGCCAUUCAUGUCGGUCCAGCCGGCAGCCAUACCUGGGAGCUGGUGAUUUGGUAUCCUCUCAAAAUACUGGUAGUCACAGGGCAUCGUUAUGUGAUGAUGGAUUGUAUAAACGGUACAGUAAUCAUCCUCCUUCAGAAGAUAGUUAUUAUUCUUCAAGAGCAAGUUCAUCACGAAGUAGUCCAGUGCUUGAAGAGAGGACUGACAAACCAUAUUCUGAUUUAUACACAAGGCCAGCAUCUCGCAAUUCAGCAACCCCUAUAAGUGGAAAUUCUUCCAGACGAGGAAGCGGAGAUACAAGCAGCCUAGUUGAUCCUGAUACCUCAUUAAGUGAAUUACGGGAUAUCUAUGAUCUUAAGGACCAGAUACAAGAUGUAGAGGGGAGAUACAUGCAGGGACUUAAAGAACUAAAGGAGUCACUUGCUGAAGUUGAAGAGAAAUACAAGAAGGCCAUGGUUUCUAAUGCCCAGCUUGAUAAUGAAAAAAACAAUUUAAUCUAUCAAGUGGAUACUCUAAAAGAUGUCUUUGAGGAAAGAGAAGAGCAAUUAGCAGAAUACUAUAGGGAAAAUGAAGAAAAGACUAAGGAAUUGGAAAGACAGAAACAUAUGUGCAGUGUGCUACAGCAUAAAGUAAAUGAACUCAAGGAAAGCCUUUGCCAAAGAGAUGAAUUAAUAGAGGAGAACCAGCGCAUGCAGCAGAAAAUAGAAUCUAUAUCCAAAGAGGUGUUUGACCUCCAGGAGACAGUUAAUUGGAAAGAUAAAAAAAUUGGGGCUCUAGAGAGACAAAAAGAAUAUUUUGACUGCAUUAGAAUUGAGCGAGAUGAGCUCAGAGAUGAGCUGGCUAACCUGAAGGAAACAAUGAAGAAAGGAGAGAAACAUGGAUUAGUAAUAAUCCCAAAUUGUGAUAUUAAUCAUGAACCAGUAAUUGGUGCAAUUACAGUUGUAUCACAAGAAGCUGCUCAAGUUUUGGAAUCAGCGGGGGAAGGACCACUAGAUGUUAGGCUACGAAAGCUAGCAGGAGAAAAGGAAGAAUUAUUGUCACAGAUUAAAAAAUUGAAAUUGCAAUUGGAAGAAGCACAGCAGAAAUCCUCUAGGAAUGACAACACAAAUUCUGAUUUAACAGGACUGGAAAAUGGUUCUGAUUUGCAAUUAAUUGAAAUGCAGAGAGAUGCCAACAGACAAAUAAGUGAUUUCAAAUUUAAACUUUCAAAAGCUGAACAAGAUAUAACAACUUUGGAACAAAAUGUUUUAAGACUUGAAGGACAGGUGGUGAGAUAUAAAACUGCUGCAGAAAAUGCAGAAAAAGUAGAAGAUGAACUGAAAGCAGAAAAGAGAAAACUUCAGCGAGAGUUAAGAACAGCAUUGGAUAGAAUAGAAGAGAUGGAGAUGACCAACAGUCACUUAGUGAAACGGUUAGAGAAAAUGAAGGCAAAUCGAACUGCACUACUAUCUCAACAAUAGAAAGGAAACUAAAGAAUGCACUGCUCCUUGAAAUGCUUGAGCUUAUUUUAAUACAGACUUUCCUUUGCAUAAAUUUGAAAAAAGCUAUUCAUUGUCUUUUAGUUUCAUAAUUAAGUGGCAAAUAUUUUAACUUGAGUAAAUGGGAAAAACCACUUAAAUCUUUGUCGGUGAUGAGUUUUAACAGCUUAAUUCAAAAAUCUGAUUGAACCCAAUAUUUAUGAUUGAUUUACUUUAUAUAAACUACUAUUUUCACACUUGUGAAAUCAGGUUUAUUCUCUGAAUUAGUUUCAACUGUUUUAAUGCUUGGUGCUUGGAAAGAGAUGCACAAAUUCAAGUGUAUGUUGCACAACAAGCUAGCCAAUUACAUGCUCAACAUCAAAUGGCACAAGUGCCUUUAAUAUGGUGCAAUGAGUACUUAAGAUAUUAGAACAAAAUAUAAUAUGGAAAUCAAAUACCAUUUAUUUUAAAAUACAAUCGGAGUCUUGUUUGCUAAAUUUUAUACAUUUUGAUGGAAAACACUUUUGUACAAUAUUUAAAUUUAUAUAAAAAUAGAAAUGACUGUAUAAAAUCUGCUUUAUUGCAUGGUGAUGCACACUUGAGAUUUCAAUUUUAAACAGAACCAUCCCUAUUCUUAAUGUAAGAAUAGUGAGCAAGAUUUGUUACUGUACAGUGUGUAAAACGUGAUAUGUGUGAUGCUUAAGUGUGGAGUGAAAUGUGGGUGGGCGAAAUGUGGCAGGUACAAACCUAUUAAAUGGACACUUUGCAUAGCAUGGGUGUGUCUUGUCUUAAUGUUCUCUAACAUUUUUAUUGUUUAGCUUUUUAAUGUGCUAAUUCUAAGAAUGUUUAUCCUCCAUAUAACUCAAAACAUUACAGACUAAAAAUGUUUCAGUUACUUAUUUUGAAUAAUAAACUUGACAGGAUAUAAUUAAGUAAAAGCUGUA